This is a messenger RNA of Tripterygium wilfordii, 1712 nucleotides long. Its product is annotated as homeobox protein knotted-1-like LET12. Gene Ontology annotation, molecular function: DNA binding. NCBI's taxonomy places the organism in Eukaryota, Viridiplantae, Streptophyta, Magnoliopsida, Celastrales, Celastraceae. Gene Ontology annotation, cellular component: nucleus. The record is from RefSeq and is a predicted model, not a curated record. Gene Ontology annotation, biological process: regulation of DNA-templated transcription. Bases 202 to 1263 code for a protein of 353 amino acids. The transcript has 6 exons.
GACACGUGUUGCUCUGUUUUCACCGUCCGAUCUCCCUCGCUUCUCCCUUCAAAUUCAUCCUCCGUCAACGAAAACCCACAACCAACACUUCCACUACCAGAGAAUGUAUUGUUAACACACUCUGUAUCUAGGACUAUGUACGUAUCAGUAUGCGUGUAUGUAUAGAUAGGUUUUCUUUCCGCGGUGAAAUGUUGUUGGUGAAUGGAUUGUGAAGACGAUGUUUCAAACGAAAUGGCUUAUCAACAAUUCAAUGAUCAAAACAAGGAUAUGCAGAGGCUAAUACUCGACCAUCAACAUCCACUCACCACCGCAUCUGCGGCUGCGUCGUGGCUAAACAGCGGGAAUGCUCUCCGGCAGCAGAAUUUCUUGCAAGAGAGCAAGAACAGCGCGAACGAAGAUACCGAGGAGUUUAUUGGGAGAUUUGGUGAUAAUUGGGAAGGCGCGAGGUGCAAGGCGGAUAUAUUGGGGCAUCCGUUGUGCGAGCAGCUUUUGUCGGCUCAUGUUGCUUGCUUGAGAAUCGCUACGCCGGUAGACCAGCUGCCGAGAAUCGAUGCUCAGUUGGAGCAAUCGCGGGACGUGACGGAAAAGUACUCCACUGUCGGCAAUGGACAGGCCAUUGACGAGAAGGACCUCGAUCAAUUCAUGACAAAUUAUGUUCUAUUGCUCCGCUCCUUUAAAGACCAAUUGCAACAACAUGUUCGAGUUCAUGCUAUGGAAGCAGUAAUGGCGUGUUGGGAGCUCGAGCAGUCUCUGCAAAGUUUAACAGGUGUAUCUCCCGGUGAAAGCACCGGUGCAACCAUGUCUGAUGAUGAUGAAGACCAGGCAGAUAGUGACACCAACUUGUACGAUGGAAGUCUGGAUGGUCCUGACAGCAUGGGAUUUGGUCCUCUUGUCCCUACUGAAACCGAGAGAUCUUUGAUGGAACGUGUGAGGCAAGAACUGAAGCAUGAAUUGAAACAGAGUUACAAAGACAAGAUUGUGGAUGUUAGAGAUGAAAUUUUGAGAAAAAGAAGAGCAGGAAAGCUGCCUGGCGACACCACCUCUGUCUUGAAAUCUUGGUGGCAGUCACACUCUAAGUGGCCAUAUCCUACAGAGGAAGACAAAGCAAGAUUGGUACAAGAGACAGGUUUGCAAUUGAAGCAAAUAAAUAACUGGUUCAUUAACCAAAGAAAAAGGAACUGGCAUAAUAAUCCUUCAUCUUCUUCUACUCCGAAGAGCAAACGCAAGAGUGCAGGGGAAACCAACAAAGACCAUUUCAUGUAAUCGAGAAGAUAGCCGAGCCGGAUAUUUGCUUCAUUCCGUAGUGAUGGAAGUUGAGCAUAUCAGAACUGACUUUUCAUACUAUUGCAGCGGGGAGACACAAGCAGCUGGUGUACGUUAGAAGUAGUUUUGUGCAUAUUUGCUUUCACGGAAUAGCUAUAUGUAUGUUUGAUAUGCCUCGAGAAGGAUCAAGCUCACUACAUGGACAAGGGUGAUACUAAAUCACCAUUCAAUUCCAGUUUGCAGGUAUGCUUGAAGAAGUGGUUGUAUUUACAUGUAAUUUUGAGCACAAGAAAUCAACAGAAUCCAUCACCAUAAUAGCCUAGCAGUUUCUCUUCUAUCGCCUUGUGAUAAUUUAAUGCAUUUUUCUUUUGUAUAGACGUGUACUAGACUGUCGAACAAGUUGUGGGUUUACAGUUCAUAAUGUAAUUAUGUCUAUUUUAUUACUCUUA